Didymodactylos carnosus is the source of this 1560-nucleotide messenger RNA. NCBI's taxonomy places the organism in Eukaryota, Metazoa, Rotifera, Eurotatoria, Philodinida, Philodinidae. The record is from the annotation of a GenBank genome assembly.
AUGGCAAGCAAUGCUAUACUCGAACAACUACAACAAGCAGCUGGAAAAGGAUUGUCACACAAAGAUGUUAUUGAUAAAUUUAAACAGAUCUUUGAUGAAAUAACAAAAAAUCCUGAACAAGCUGAUACAGUUGACAAUUUGAAACGGUUUCUUGAUGCAGUCGUUGAUGAUCGUAUUGUUCUUGUUGCCUCACGUCAAUUGUUAUCGGAUGUUUGUACAUUUCUUAAUCGGCUUCUGCUUGAACAAGCAAAAGAACUGGCAUUAUAUGCACUCGACAGAAUAGCUUCAAGAGCUAUUUCAUUCGAAGAUCAGGUUGGAUUAUAUCGACAUUUUCUUGCUGAUUUAUAUGAACGUGAAAAAAAUUGGCGAGAAGCAGGCAAAGUUUUAUCCAAUAUACCACUAGAAACAGCUCAAAAACCGUUGACACCUGAAUAUAAAUUACAAACGUAUCUACGUAUAGCUCGGUUAUAUUUGGAAGACGAUGAUUCGGUACAAGCUGAAACUUACAUUAAUCGAGCGUCAUUACUACAAAGUGAAACAAAAAAUGAAGAAUUGCAAAUAUUGUACAAAGCUUGCUAUGCUCGAAUCCUUGAUUAUAAACGUAAAUUUAUCGAAGCUGCGCAACGUUAUAAUGAAUUAUCUUUGAAAUCGAUUGUUAGUGCUGAUGAACGUUUAAGAGCGUUAAAUAAUGCAUUGAUUUGCGCUAUAUUAGCUCCAGCUGGACCACAUCGUUCGAGAAUGCUUGGAACAUUGUUCAAAGAUGAACGAACACAAAGAUCACAAGCAUAUUCAAUGUUAAAUAAAAUGUAUUUGGAACGAAUCAUAAGUCCUCAAGAUACAAAACAAUUUGAAGCAUUGUUAUCAGUUCAUCAAAAAGCAACAACAGCUGAUGGCUAUACAAUCCUUGAACGUGCUGUUGUUGAACAUAAUCUUGUGUCUGUUGGUAAAAUUUAUACAAAUAUAACAUUUCAAGAAUUAGGAAGAUUACUUGGUAUACCCGGCGAAAAGGUAAGAAGAGAAGCAGAACAUGUACAUUGUACAGUGAUAUCGUGCUUCUCGUCGUGUGAAAGUUAUCGUUUAAUAAGAACAAGGAAUAGUAACACUCUCAUACGGUGUGACGGAGUUGUGUUGCUUGUCAUGUCUUAACUCUUUCUCGAAGGAAACCACCUGACGAGAUCCUUGAGAAAGGUCGAAACCGAUCGUGGUAUCGUCUUUUGAUUCUUUUAGAAAUGAAUUCUGUCUGAGUCUCUAGUAACUACAAAACGGUUGUAAAAUUAACUAAAUACAAUUAUUCAAGUCGAGUUUCACAUUUAUAUAUGAAAACCGACUACUAUUAGUUAAUAUAUGCGCAUACAGUCCGAUUAUUACUUGUUACUGUCUGUACCAAAAUAGAAUGGACUCCGUUGUUUUUUUAAUAACUUUUGAUAGAAGCCAGCUAGAGAGCUCCGGCUUUCGCCAUAAGAAAGCGGAGGCUUGGGGGCAUGUUUUCAUAAGCAGAAACUUUUUCAGAAGUGUUUUCUAAAACAGCUUUUCUAGGAGAUCUUUGAAAAACCAGGUCGC